CUUUUUCGCCCCUUAUUUCUCCGAGAAUCUUUUCUCCGUUUACACUUCAAAAUGCUGCAUAUAUUGAUAUACGAAAGUAUGUAUAGAAGUUUUCGUCAACCGUGUGCGGUUCCAGCAAAGAAGCUCGAGCUAUGCUCAACAAGAACGUCAACGGUGAUUAAGGUGACCACGGACUCUCAACCAGGCACUCUCCUCGACGACAUGAACCGCAUCAUGAUUCGGGAGAUUGCAAAGUCUUUUGACGACCUGCAGCCACCCAGGGGCGAGAAACGCAAAGUUGGCAUGUACAUGUGGGUGAGAGACAGCAUCACUAGGACGACCACGAAAUCUGUGUACGGUCCCAUGAGUCCUUACGAAGACAAGGCCAUCGCCGACGCCUUCUGUCAGCCUUCGCUUACCGCUCGCAAGCUCAUUGCUGCUCAGAGUAGAGUGUCUGAUGCUUUCCAAGAGUAUUACAAGGCAGGGGGUGUAGAUAAAGCAUCGGCCCUCACCCGCAUGCGAUACCAGGUCGAAGUAGAUCACAACGUCCCACUCGAGGACAUCGCACGCUACGAAGUGGGAGGCUCAAUUGCCGUCUUGUUCAAUACUGCCCCAAAUCGACUCUUGCACCGAAUCGUUGCCAUCGACGAAGACCGGUACUACGACCAAGACCUUGGAUGUGACAACUCUGGAAGAAAAGUGCCCUUUACUUCUGUCAGCGUAUCAGGAAGGUCUCCGACCUCCAUGGGAACAUCAGUACGCGAAGUCAUGGAGGACACUCUUUUGGAGGGGUUUUUGCUGAAGAAAGGCACAAUGCUUCAGAUGCCGAGCCGGAUCAUCCAUCAAGAUACGGAUCUCUGGAGCGCCGAUGUGACUCAGUUCAACCCCCGCCGCUUCCUGCCAGAAGAGAAGAAAAACCGGCCGAGCGAAGCUUGCUUCCGUGCAUUUGGUGGCGGUAAGACGCUAUGUCCCGGGAGGCACUUUGCUACCAACGAGAUUCUUGCUGUCGUUGCGGUGUUUAUUGCGCGCUUCGAUAUGAAGCCACUGGAAGGUGACUGGAGGCAUCCUUCUACCAUCAACACAAAUGUUGCUGCGGUUGUCAUGGAGCCAGAUGAUGACAUUGAGGUGGAGGUAGAGACUCGGAAAGGCUUUGAAGAUGUAGACUGGGAGAUUAAAUUGCACAAGUCUGAGAAGAUUUUCGCUAUGGUGACGGAAGACAAUGAAGGGUAA
This is a messenger RNA of Periconia digitata, 1209 nucleotides long. The record is from the annotation of a GenBank genome assembly. NCBI's taxonomy places the organism in Eukaryota, Fungi, Ascomycota, Dothideomycetes, Pleosporales, Periconiaceae.